AUGCCUGCUCUUCUUAACUCACCAAUGGAUAUGACCAUGGAGAGUAGCGAUCACUAUAACAACUGGCCCACAGACAAAGGCUACGAUCCCGCAUACGAACAACGCCAACCAGUCGAGAUCCCAGUCACCGGCCACUUCCCUGCCUAUGCCGCAGGAGUCUUAUAUCGUACCGGUCCAGGCAAAAGCCAGGUUCAAGCGGACAAUGGAGAAAUUCUGCGACUGACCCACUGGUUCGAUGGCUUCAGUCAAACCCAUCGCUUCCAAAUCAGAGCCCCUGAUGAAUCGAAUCCAUCAACUCGCAUCUUCUACAACUCCCGCUUUUCGACAGACGACCUCAUCGAGCAGUCGAGAAAAGCCGGAAAUCUAGACCGAAUCAGCUUUGGGCAGAAACGCGAUCCGUGCAAGAGUGUCUUGGGCAAAGUCCAAAGUGAAUUCCUGCCUGAACCUCAACCUCGGCCUCAGCCCGGUCCAGCGGGUAUCAACAUCGGCGUGACCCUUUCAAUCAACUUCCCGGGACUGGAUACCAAGCCUGGAGAUGAGAAGACCUCGCGCUGGACCAACUCGGAGGGGAUCCGCACGCUUUAUGCAAAGACCGACUACAAUGCUCUCAAGAAGCUGGACCCGGAAACCCUCGAGCCGAUAGGUCUGGCCUCACAGACAGACCUACACCCCGAGCUCGCGGGCCAACUUGCUGCGUCGCAUGCUCGAUCUGAUCCGGUUACUGGAGACAUGUUCAACUUCAACCUCACACUGGGACAGACGUGCACGUAUCGCGUGUUCAGAGUGUCGGCGUCAACAGGCGAAACCACAAUUCUGGCCACUUUCGACGCCAUCCCAGCUUAUCUACACUCGCUGCUCAUCACCGAAGACCACGUCGUGCUGUGUAUAUGGAAUGCGCACAUCAACCCAUUAGCCAUGGAUCAAUCCUUCAUGGACGCCAUCUUACCAACAGACCCCAGCCAGCCAGCAGUAUGGUAUGUCAUUGAUCGCAAGCACGGAAAAGGCCUGAUGGCCACAUACGAAAGUCCAGCGUUCUUCUGUUUCCACACGAUCAAUGCCUGGCUCGAGCCAUCGAAGGACGAUCCGACCAAGAAAGACUUGGUCGCCGAUAUUGUCAAAACCGAUAGCUCCGAGUUCCUGCAAACCCUCUACUACGAUAACUUGAUUUCCUCCCGAGAUACAGCCAAGGAGUUCCAGAAGAACCGGAAUGACUCGUUCCGUACGUCGAUUACUCGAUUCCGAUUACCCGCGAUUCCAUCUGUUCCCGAGUCCGAUAUCAAAAGGGCUUCCAUCGAGUGGUCAGUGUGCAAGUCCUUGUCACCCGAGCUGCCGACUAUGGAUCCCACGCGAGUCACACACAAGCACAGAUAUGUUUACGCGGUGACUUUUCGCGGGGAGUCUACGUUGACGGAUGGGAUUAUGAAGCUUGAUUGUGAGACUCAGCAGGUUCAGCUCUGGGCUUGCUAUGGUCAGUCUCCUGGUGAGCCUAUCUUUGUUGCCAAUCCCGAGGGAACGAGCGAGGAUGAUGGUGUCCUUUUGAGUGUGGUUUUGGAUGGUCAGAAAGGCAAGAGCUAUUUGCUUUGUCUUGAUGCACAUACUUUGGCUGAAAUUGGUCGCGCGAAUGUGGAUGGGGCAGUUGGGUUUGGAUUCCAUGGCCAGCAUGUUCCGACUUUGGGUGGGAUGCCUACUGGGGAUUAUUAG
Molecule: messenger RNA, 1701 nt
Organism: Penicillium nucicola
Lineage: Eukaryota; Fungi; Ascomycota; Eurotiomycetes; Eurotiales; Aspergillaceae
Product: carotenoid oxygenase family protein
Exons: 2
Coding region: 1-1701 (566 amino acids)
Biological process (GO): carotene catabolic process
Molecular function (GO): carotenoid dioxygenase activity
Source: RefSeq, a predicted model, not a curated record